Molecule: messenger RNA, 6455 nt
Organism: Notolabrus celidotus (New Zealand spotty)
Lineage: Eukaryota; Metazoa; Chordata; Actinopteri; Labriformes; Labridae
Gene: tead1a
Product: TEA domain family member 1a
Exons: 12
Coding region: 456-1742 (428 amino acids)
Biological process (GO): embryonic organ development; regulation of transcription by RNA polymerase II; hippo signaling
Cellular component (GO): transcription regulator complex
Molecular function (GO): DNA-binding transcription factor activity, RNA polymerase II-specific; RNA polymerase II cis-regulatory region sequence-specific DNA binding
Source: RefSeq, a predicted model, not a curated record
AUUCCGCGCAUAUUUCGCAUCCUUGGAGAGACGCUGCGCAUUUUACGCACUCAGCGCUCCCGAUCCUUCAUCAAACCAAAACCGAGAGGAGACUCUGGAGUUAACGGAGCGCUUCCUGAUGCCGUGGCGACUCCUAUCCGUGGAAAAGUGUGGGAAUUAAUCCAUAAAGAGGCGUUUGAAUCGAGGGUUUCUGCUGCCUGACUUUGGAUUUCUGCCCCCCCCUGGCUGAGUUGUCCGCAGUCUACAAGCCACCGUCCCUCUUUGCGUUUAGUUAUUAGCAUUUUCACUGUCAAAUUAGCAGUUAAUGUGGUAGAUAGCCACUGCAGACUGACCCCACUGGGAGUUUAUUAAUACCAGUCGUGUAAGCGUUGGCUCUCUAUCGUAAUCGUCUCUUACCUGUAAGCGUUCAUCAGUCGUGCUGAGUUCACAUCGGCUGGUUAACGUUAGCUGCCAGUAUGGAUCGCAGUAGCUGGAGUGGCAGUGAGAGUGGAGGGGAGGACAUGGACAGACUGAGUGACUCAGGAGGGGAUAAGACCAUGGACGGAGACCCUGAGGGAGUCUGGAGCCCUGACAUCGAGCAGAGCUUCCAGGAGGCCUUGGCCAUCUACCCGCCAUGUGGAAGGAGGAAGAUUAUACUGUCAGACGAAGGGAAGAUGUACGGUCGAAAUGAACUGAUAGCCAGAUACAUCAAGCUCCGAACAGGCAAGACACGGACAAGAAAACAGGUAUCGAGUCAUAUUCAGGUUUUAGCGCGGAGGAAAUCGAGGGAGUUCCAGUCAAAGCUAAAGGACCAAAAUGCCAAGGAGAAGGCUCUGCAAAGCAUCUCCUCCAUGUCCUCAGCUCAGAUAGUCUCCGCUACAGCCAUACACAACAAGCUGCUGCCUGGAAUAGUACGGGCCAGCUUCCCCAGCAACGCACAGCUCUGGCAGGGGAUGAUUCCUGGGGGACAGUCCAGCUCCACCACAGAAGAUAUCAAGCCGUUCUCUCAGCAAGCCUACCCUGUGCAGACAGCAGGGACCACCACACUCUCAGGCUACGAGCCUCCCGCAGCAGCCCAAACGCACAGAGAGCCAGCAUGGCAGGGUCGUUCUAUCGGCACCACCAAACUUCGACUAGUGGAGUUUUCAUCUUUCCUGGAGACGCAGAGGGACCAGGAGUCAUACAACAAGCACUUGUUUGUGCACAUCAACCAGAGUAGCCCAGCCUACAGCGACCCCAUGCUGGAGUGUGUGGACAUCAGGCAGAUCUACGACAAGUUCCCAGAGAAGAAGGGGGGCCUCAAAGAGCUUUUUGCCAAGGGACCACAAAACGCUUUCUACCUGAUCAAGUUCUGGGCCGACCUGAAUCAUAACAUGCAGGAUGACCCUGCAGCCUUCUACGGUGUCUCCAGCCAAUAUGAGAGCUCAGAGAACAUGACCAUCACCUGCUCUACGAAGGUCUGCUCCUUUGGAAAGCAGGUGGUGGAAAAGGUCGAGACGGAGUACGCACGGUUUGAAAACGGGCGCUUCAUCUACAGAAUCAGCCGUUCUCCGAUGUGUGAAUACAUGAUCAACUUCAUCCACAAGCUCAAACACCUCCCCGAGAAGUACAUGAUGAACAGCGUGCUGGAGAACUUCACUAUUUUGUUGGUUGUGAGCAACAGAGAUACUCAGGAGACCUUGCUCUGUAUGGCGUGUGUGUUCGAGGUGUCCAACAGCGAGCAUGGAGCACAGCACCACAUCUAUCGACUUGUCAAAGAAUAACACACUCACUCACACACACACACACUCACACACUCGUAUGGCCUGAUUUAUGUUAACGUUUGGGGUCAAAUGUUCAUUAAUAGUGUCUUUCAGCCAAACACCUGAAGCUAGUGAUGAUCACAGAUGAUACAGUAGGCAGCAGCUCAGUACAAGCCUUUCACCUCAUCAAUAUUAACUGCUACUGGAAUAUCAGAAUAAAGAAUAGAGGAUAAAGAAGCACAGAGGCAGCGCGGCCUUACAUCAGAACCAAGAGGGAUGUUUCCCAGCAUCCGAGGUAUCAGAGGGAGACUCCACGACUCCCUCUGCUCCUGGUAAAUUCAUAUCCUGCUCCUCUGAGGGGGAUAUUAAACCAGUAUUUAUGUCACCUGCUGAGGGACGCUCAAUCCAGGAGAAGAAACAGCCCCACAUUUUAUUUGUUAUUGGCCAAGAUACUAACGGACGUGUAAGGUCAGACCCUGUGUAUCUUCAAUAACCAGAUAAGGAAAGACUGCAUUAUAACAGAGAACAAUAAAGGGGUGCUUUUGUACAGAUAGUAUCUGCAAAAUUUGUGUGAGCUGCAUUCUUGCACAAAAAGAGAUUUGAUCCAAAGAACAGAAUUAAAAUUUUUACCUUUUUGUACAUUUUCUUGAAAUGAGAACAGCUUCUAGACUUGGCGAAACUGUGUGUGGAUAGUAGCAUUUAGUCUAUAUUUUAAUUCCAGAAACACUAUCUUAAAAUUAUCUUAUUAAAUAGUAUCGUGAAAUUCAACAAUUCAGGUACCUUUUUGUGCUAAAAAUGAAUCUUUAUCAAGAUUUUAUGAAUAAAUCAGUGAAAUCUAACGUCCUUUAAACCUGGCUCAAUGUGUGACACUAACCCUGAAGACUAAUAUAUCCUGCUUCAUUACAAAGUGACCCUGAUUAAGGAAGUGUAACGGCCAAAUUCCACCAGAUCCGUAUCCGGUCCGUCUCUGAUCCGUCACAUCACCAGAUCUGAUAGGUUUCUAUUCUAGUCAAUGUGUUAACUUCCACUGGAUCCGCUCCGUUGCAUUCCGGCUGCGUCUCUGAUCCGGCAGGUCGGAGUCCUCCAGAUCAGAUACGCAAGACUUCUAUUUUUGCUGGAUGCCGGAGUACGACGCAUCAAUCUCAACAGAGCAGAUGGAGCGGGACAGGAAGUCAGGUUUCACCAAAACAAAAUGAAAACAUCCUGUUAAUUUUCAGAAUAAAACACUCUGUGUUAUCACCAGAUCGUAUUUCACUUAACUACAACAACAAACCAAAGUCAUGAUGAGUGGAGCCAGGCCUGGAGUCAACAGGUCAGAGGUUUUCAGAGGACCAGAAAGACAACAUGGAUGAGGAGAGGAGGAGGAGAAUCCUUGAUUCAGUGAUUACUUGGUCACAUGACUCCAGCUGUCCGGCGGUCCUGCUCCGUGCUGCAUUCUGAAAACACAACCGGUGGGUGUUGACAGGCAAGAGAGCACGGAGACGGACCGCAGCGGAUCAGAGACGGACCGGACACGGAUCUAGUGGAAGUCCAGUGUAAUGCCUUUAAUAGGAGUCAGCAGCAGAGGAGAGGAUCAAUCAGCAGUAGCUUAGUGCAGCUGGGAUUCAGAUGUUAAUCAGGUCAACUGCUCGGCUUCAUUCAAAUAACAGAUUUACAUCAAUAAUAUCAAAACACAUCCAUGAUAAGAGUCCUAAGAGGAGACACUAACAACCAACACUGAGGAAGUCACAGAGGUCCAGUACAUGUUACUCCUAAACAAACACAGAUCAUAAUAAGUAUUCAUAUUUGGAAAUGAGGUUUAUGAUUUUUAAAACAGGAAAGGUAAAGUGUGGUCACUCCGAUGAGAAGCACUGAUCACAAAUGUACACAAACUGGGCAGUACCCCUUUAAAUGAAGACACGGGCUGUUUUCAAUCUGCCUACUACCCUAGCAGUACGUACUGAUGUGGUCUAAAUUCAGUAUGUAGUAAGUGAACAAGAGCAAAAUCUGCAGUAUGCCAAAACUCCCUGGAUGUUGUACUGAUUCAGGAACAUGUCUCAGUCUGCAGCGCACCAGUCUCCCUCACGUACUGUUUCCCACAAUGCACAGAGCUAACUUCUUCUUUUGUCAGUAUAUGACAGUGGGGGGCACUCUGCUGUGAAAAUGAUUAAACUCCAUAUAAACCACUUCUUCACUUUUUAAAUCACAAGUGAUGCUAAAGAAGCAGUUUAUCUAUCAGCUUGGUCGUUGUUUACUUCUGCUUUCUGAAACCAGAAAUCCAGUGACGUCUGACCCAGCAUCCUGCAGACCAGAUCCAACAGAACAGUCAGUCUACAGACUACCUUCAAAUGUAGUAGGUAGUAUGUAGCAGUCCAUUUCAAAAACAGCCCACUAUCCUCACACGCUCUGACUUUAACAUAUCCAUGCUGCCAUCCACCGUCGAGCUGAUUCAGAGCUUGAUUUAAACUUUGAAAGACUUUCACCUUGUUAAAGUACCCGUUCCUUUGGAUCAGUCCUAGACUGGCUUCUUUGAGUUACAUUAAAAAUGUCUGAAUCAAAGUAAUUUAUGAUUAAGAAACCAAAAAUGGCCUAAUUAUACUGUAGCAGGUGAUGUGAUGGUGACUUGCCUGUCUCAUGUUCAUAAGCAUGAAGUGCCUUUGGAUGGGAAUAGCUGUGGAAACUUCUAAUCUGUCACUCUAAUCUGUCUCACUUCAGACCUGCAGACUUGGUUUAAAUGUAAAGAACAUUAAAUGAGCUCCUCCAGUUUUCUCCUUAAAGCUGAUUAUCACACUCCUCGGGGAUGAUCUUAUGGCAUUUGUGUACGCACACACACAAGAGAAAAUCAGCACUAAUUUGUGUCCUCACAUCCUCAAUUUGUAAUUAUUUAAAAUACACUACCAGUCUAAAGUUUGGACACACCUUCUCAUUCAAUGGUUUUUAUUUAUUGUAAUUAUUUUCAACAUUGUAGAUUAAUACUGAAGACAUCAAAACUAUGAAAUAAUCUGGUUUUACCAUAAUCUGGAUUACAACAGUAGUCAAAUAGGGCUAUCCAUUGUGUACUAACCCUACCUCUGAACAACACAACUGAUGGUCUCAAACACAUUAAGAAGGCAAGUCAUUCUACAAAUGAACUCUUGACAAGGCUCAUGUUCAUUAGAAACCAUUCCAGGAGACCACUUCAUGAAGCAGACUGAGAGAAUACCAAGAGUGUGCAAAGCUGUCAUGAAGGAAAAAGGGGGCUACUUUACAGAAUCUAAAAUAUAAAACAGAUUCUGCUUUGUUUAACACUUUUUGGUUCAUUACAUAAUUCCAUAUAUGUUCUUUCAUAGUUUUGAUGCCUUUGGUAUUAAUCUACAGUUUUUAAAAUAAAUACAAACCCUUGAAUGAGAAGGUGUUUCAACACUUUUUGACUGGUAAUGUAAAUCUGGUUGCAAUUAGUCUAUAAUAUAGUUAGAUUUUUUGUGUUAACUUAAUAAAAAUGUGUUCGGCACAGAGGACAAAGUCUUCUUUUUCCUCUUGGUGAAGGUGAGAUGAGGAGACUGAUGCUCCUCGGGUGUCUAUGUGCCUGCUGUGAGGCUGGAGACGGCUUAACUGAGAGAAGCUAAUAAAGUCAGAUAUUACCCCAACAACACAUCUUAAACUCACCAACCAACAAGCUGAGGUGUCUUCAGUUACAGGAGGUGGUCUGUUAAAUAUGAAGUCUUUGAAGCACCAUUAUUUAAAAAGAAGCCUUUUCAAACACUGCCUCAGACUUCUCCUGAUUUCUGUCAGACACUAGAGUGGUUUCUUGCCACCAGCCUCUCAAUGCAAACAUGUACAUGAUAACUUAUCUCACACCCUUAGAGGGGCUGAUUUUAUAAGAAUGACCUUCUUGUCAGGACAUUAUUAACUACCUGCUUACCAAAGACAUGACUCACUGGAUCCAGUGAGGAGUGGUUUAAUCACAAGCAAGACAAAUUUGCAAGCUUCUCCAAAAACAAAGAUUUUCACUAAAGGAAAGGUAUGAACGUAGAGAGAGCUGAAGCUGUGUAGCUACACUGAGAGUAAACAGAGAGAUAUGUUGAUGGAUAUGUUUCACCCCCUCUUUAAAGUCAUGUGAAUUUGACCUGCUCAGAUACAGAGAGCUCUUACCGUCAUGGUUGUGGAUAACGCCCCGUGUUAAACGUCCAAAAUGCUUUUAAACUCACUGUAUGGUUUUUAUGUGUACUGUCUAUUCAUUAUAACCAAUCAGUGAACGUGCUCACGCCUAUAAAGCAGUGUUUGCUGUUUCAUAAAGGAAAGGUUCAAAUGUUUCAAAGUGAGCCGUUAGGUUUCUGACUCGUCGUCUGUGUUAUUAAUGUCGUCUCGUAUGUGGAAGUUGGAUAUUAAUCUUCUUUUCUGAACUGUGUGUGGCACAGAUACUAUGUCUGUAAUCAAUUCCAAAAUGGCCUUGUCUCUUUCUGCACCGGUGCAUAUGCAGCACACCUUUGAGUGCACUGAGGGUUUUGUAUAAGGUGCUUUGUACAAAGUUGACCAUAACAUUUAUUACAGAUGUUGUGUAUAUCUUUAAUAUUCUAAUGUUGAUCCUAUUUUCAGAAGAGCAGACUACAUUUAAGAAAAGCUAGUGAUAUGUGUCUAUUGGUACUGCACAGGGUCUGAUCUUUAUUUGGUAACUUUCCCCCUCAUUGCUAAAAUUAUGUUAGAUAUUUUCUAGCUUUGUAGAGACUUUGUAUGCAUAUGCUAUUCAGUCUAAAUAAAUGGUCAGUUCCAAACUGC